AUGGCGCCUCAACUCGACGGCUACUUCGCCGAGGUCGACAAGCUCUCCGGUCACUUCAUCGACCGUCUCGCCGAGGCCGUCGCCAUCCCCUCCAUCUCCUCCGAUGCUGCCCGCCGUCCCGACGUCGUCCGUAUGGGCGAGUGGCUGGCCGAUCAGCUGAAGACCCUUGGCGCCAGCGUCGAGUUGCGACCCCUCGGAAAGCAGCCCGACAACCCCGAACUGGACCUGCCCCCCGUCGUCCUCGCCAGAUACGGCGACGAUAAGAGCAAGAGGACCAUCCUGGUAUAUGGGCACUACGACGUCCAGCCUGCCGAGAAGAGCGACGGCUGGGCAACCGAGCCCUUCACCCUGACCGUCGGCGAGGAUGGGCGCAUGUUCGGGCGCGGAAGCACUGACGACAAGGGCCCCGUUCUGGGCUGGUUGAACGCCAUCGAGGCCCACCAGAAGGCCGGCGUUGACUUCCCCGUCAACCUGCUCAUGUGCUUCGAGGGUAUGGAGGAGUACGGCUCCGAGGGUCUGGAGGAGCUCAUCGUGCAGGAGGGCAAGAACUACUUCAAGGACGCCGAGGCAGUCUGCAUCUCGGACAACUACUGGCUGGGCACAGAGAAGCCGUGCUUGACGUACGGACUGAGAGGAUGCAACUACUACAGCGUCGAGAUCUCGGGUCCUGGUGCCGAUCUGCACUCCGGCGUCUUCGGUGGCACGGCACAAGAACCCAUGACCGAUCUGGUCAGAGUCCUUGGUAGCUUGGUGGACACGAACGGCAAGAUCCAGAUUCCUGGCAUCAUGGACCAGGUUGCCCCCGUGACAUCGGAGGAGGAGAGCUUGUACGACAACAUCAGCUUCACCAUGGAAAACCUGCACGAGUCCCUCGGCUCCAAGACGACAAUCUUCGAGGACAAGAAGUCCACCCUCAUGGGCAGGUGGCGAUACCCUUCGCUGUCCGUGCAUGGUGUCGAGGGUGCCUUCUCUGCCCCCGGAGCCAAGACCGUCAUCCCCGCCAAGGUGAUCGGCAAGUUCUCCAUCCGUACCGUGCCCAACAUGGAGAUCGAGCAGACCAACGAGGCCGUCUACAAGUAUGUCAAGGACGUCUUCGCCAAGCUGGGCUCCAAGAACACCCUCAAGGUCUACGCCCAGCACACCGGAAAGUGGUGGGUCGCCAGCCCCAACCACUGGAACUUCCGCUCCGCCAGUAAGGCCGUCGAGCGCGUCUUCGGUGUCCAGCCCGACUUCACGCGCGAGGGCGGCUCCAUCCCCGUCACCUUGACCUUCGAGCAGGCCACCGGCAAGAACGUCCUGCUCCUCCCCAUGGGCAGCUCGACCGACGGUGCGCACUCGAUCAACGAGAAGCUCGACAAGAGGAACUACAUCGAGGGCAUCAAGCUUUUGGGCGCGUACCUGCACUACGUAGCCGAGGAGGAGAAGAGCGACUAA
Messenger RNA from Truncatella angustata, 1434 nucleotides. RefSeq lists its product as uncharacterized. The coding region runs from base 1 to 1434 and encodes 477 amino acids. Gene Ontology annotation, biological process: proteolysis. The transcript has a single exon. Gene Ontology annotation, molecular function: metallodipeptidase activity. NCBI's taxonomy places the organism in Eukaryota, Fungi, Ascomycota, Sordariomycetes, Amphisphaeriales, Sporocadaceae. The record is from RefSeq and is a predicted model, not a curated record.